Messenger RNA from Nicotiana tabacum (common tobacco), 1180 nucleotides. Lineage: Eukaryota; Viridiplantae; Streptophyta; Magnoliopsida; Solanales; Solanaceae. The record is from RefSeq and is a predicted model, not a curated record.
AUGGUGAAUGAAGAGCUGAAGAGAACCCCCAAUAACUCAAAAGCCGAAAAUGGAGAAAAACGUGAGGCGUUGUUCAGCCCAAGAUUCAGAUCAGUGGCUGCAAUGCGUUUCGUGACGCCGCCUUCUAAUUCCAGAAGGAAACGAAGGGCUCAGAAGAAGAGCCCUGCUUCCGUGCGCGUUACUGUUCUUGAUCUUGAUGAUGAUGAUGACACUUCAAAACAAGAAACUGAGAAAAAGAAGACAGAACCAAAAUCCACAGGAGGAGGAGAUAAGAAAGAAGCUGAAGCAUCAGCAAAACAGAAUUCUUGUGUAUCCUCUUCUGCUUCAGCCAAUCUCUGCGUGGAUCGACUUCGUGAAGAGCUUUCUUGUGCCAUUUGUUUGGAGAUUUGUUUUGAGCCCAGUACCACUCCUUGUGGACACAGUUUCUGUAGAAAGUGUUUGCGAUCUGCUGCUGAUAAAUACGGGAAGAAAUGCCCUAAGUGCAGACAUCUUAUCAGCAAUGGGAAAUCUUGCACUGUCAAUGCAGUCCUUUGGAAUACAAUUCAACUACUAUUUCCUAAAGAUGUUGAAGCAAGAAAGGCAGCUGGAGCUUCAGAUAGUAGAGAAGCUCAGCAUCAAAGUCCAGCAAGAAUUGCUAGUCAUUCUAAUAUUUCAAGAAGCAGAAUAGACAGGGUCCUAGCUUUACAUAGUCCAGAAUCUGGCUCUCGAGAUCCACAAAGAAGGAAUUCUCACAUUAUGAAAAUACAUAGUGUCAGGCCAUCUGGGACAUCAAACGGAGGUGGAGAGACUAGUCUAAGGGCAAGGAGACCACCAAGCCAAGAUCAGGAUGCUGCAUUAGCAUUGCGAUUGCAGUAUAGGAAUUCUCUUGCUCUGGCCAGAUCGAAUUUGAGGGCCAUGGCAUCAAGAGCCAUUAACAACAUUCAUAUUAGAGACUGAAGAACAUAAACUUAGAUAAUGUGAGGUCACUAAAGCAAUAGUGAAAACUAACCAAACUUGUAGAAUGAUGUAUUCUUGAUAGUUCAAACAACGUAUUGGACCUCCUUGCCUGCUUGAAUUCUUAUGCAUGUUUUUUAAUUGACAAACUCCGAGUGAGCAAGUCCAAGCUAUAAAUGUGUAUGCAGAAGACACAGCUGAAAUAUUACAGAGACCAACAAUUUUAUAAAGCACUGAGUUUAACAUC